CCUCCCAUUACACAAUCAAUGGAAAAGGCUACACCCUCUUUUGCACGAUCUCCAUCUCUGGCAUUUGGGGCCACACUUCCCACAAACUCUCGGCCCACUACCGAGAUUGAUGAGUGGAUUGCAAGGUUGAAAGAGUGCAAACCCCUUUCCGAAAAUGAAGUUAGAAUAUUGUGCGACAAGGCAAAGGAGGUAGUGCAGCCAGAAUCAAAUGUACAACCUGUCACAUGUCCUGUCACUAUUUGUGGAGAUAUUCAUGGCCAAUUUCAUGACUUGAUCGAACUGUUUCUUAUCGGCGGGCCAUGUCCAGACACAAAUUAUCUGUUCAUGGGUGAUUAUGUCGACCGUGGUUACCACUCUGUUGAGACGGUGAGUCUUCUUGUUGCCCUCAAGAUCCGUUAUCCCCGGCGUAUUACGAUUCUCCGAGGAAACCACGAAUCGAGGCAAAUCACACAAGUUUACGGUUUUUACGAUGAGUGUUUGAGGAAGUACGGGAGCGCCAAUGUGUGGCAAUAUUUUACCGAUCUUUUCGACUAUUUUCCUGUCACCGCACUGGUGGAGAAGAAUAUAUUUUGCCUCCACGGAGGCCUGAGCCCCUCCAUUGAUACUCUCGACAACAUUAGUGCGCUUGACCGCAUGCAAGAGCCCCCUCACGAAGGUCCAAUGUGCGACUUGCUCUGGAGUGACCCAGAUGAGAGAACUGGAUGGGGCAUUUCGCCUCGAGGAGCAGGGUAUACUUUUGGAAUCGACAUUACGGAGGCAUUUAAUCAUAGAAAUGGCUUGAGUCUCGUUGCACGCGCCCAUCAGAUGGUGAUGGAUGGGUAUUUUUGGUCUCACCCGGAAAGUCUUGUCACUAUUUUCUCUGCACCUAAUUACUGUUAUCGAUGUGGCAAUCAAGCUGCAAUCAUGGAAGUGGACGAGCAUCUUUCAUAUAAGCUCAUCCAAUUCGAUCCAGCUCCGAGAAUACUUGAACCCAAAGUAGGGAGACAAAUACCAGAUUAUUUUUUGUAGGUAAACGAAACAUCAAUAAUGAAGAAGCACCGAGUUUGAA
Molecule: messenger RNA, 1048 nt
Organism: Aspergillus piperis CBS 112811
Lineage: Eukaryota; Fungi; Ascomycota; Eurotiomycetes; Eurotiales; Aspergillaceae
Product: serine/threonine-protein phosphatase
Exons: 6
Coding region: 19-1008 (329 amino acids)
Biological process (GO): peptidyl-serine dephosphorylation; mitotic cell cycle
Cellular component (GO): cytosol
Molecular function (GO): protein serine/threonine phosphatase activity
Source: RefSeq, a predicted model, not a curated record